Molecule: messenger RNA, 14581 nt
Organism: Porites lobata
Lineage: Eukaryota; Metazoa; Cnidaria; Anthozoa; Scleractinia; Poritidae
Source: the annotation of a GenBank genome assembly
AAAAACCGUUUGUAUUGGGUGGAUGCUAGAUUUGACAAGCUGGAAUACUUACACCUGAGUACGAACAUCAGAGUGACCUUAAUAUCUUCUUCAGCAACCCUGCCUCAUCCUUUCGGGUUAACACUUCUUGGAGAUUACUUGUACUGGACUGACUGGAGAAAUUACGCUGUUUAUAGAGCCAACAAAAACAGUGCAGAUGUCAGUGUAUUUGUCACAGGCAUUGGGAAGCCUAUGGACAUACAUGGAUAUAAUCUCAGUGAAGAAACCACACCAGGUAAAGAGAAGGCGUUUUCUAAAAAAAAAAGAAACGUUUAUGUUGUUGAUACUUCCUUGAAGCGGAAUUUUCAGUGUAAAAAAAAUUGCAGCGAUAAUAACUCAAACGUUAGCAAAUGUUUAGAAAAUGUGUAUGACCACAGUUUAUUAAGAAUAAAAAGACGGAAACGAGAAAAAUUACAUUAGAAGCAGAUAGGUGAUCCUUUUGAUUUGCUACCACAAUCAAAGCCUUUGAUUUGCUAAACAUCCUGCGGAGAACUCAGACAUUUUUUCUGUUUUAUUAUGUCGACUUCUUUUUGGCGAAUAAAUCAACUAAAACUAAUAAAACAUCAUUGCGAUAAUUUGACAAAAAUAUAUUCAUAUCGCAUUAAAAGAAAAAGCCUUAAAAUAUAUUUUAGACGUCAUAACCCUUUAUUCGUUCCAAAGGUAAUUCAGCACCAGCGCAGCUUACGAGUGCCAUUCCUUGGACUCUAAUUAUAAAUACUGAAUUUGAUUUCACAUUCAUCUUCACGUUUAGACAUUUACUUUCUACGACUUACUUGCAAAUUAUUGGCUCAUUGCUUGCUUUCACUAUUGACGGCAUGUUUUAAGAAAUGGUUCAAUUGUUCUUGCUUUUAUUUAUGUGUCUUGCUCUAACCAUUUACAGUCACAGACCAGUGCAACUACAAUAAUGGCGGAUGUAGUCAACUUUGUUUGCUUACACCAUCUGGAAGAGCGUGCACUUGUUUAGAAGGCCUCAUUCUAGAUGAUGACGGAAGAACUUGUAAAGGUAUGAUGAAUUACGACCAGGGAGGCAUGACCUUUCCUGUGUGGAAUUUUAAGAACAAGACAACUUCCACCAGCUUCCCACUCUUCUAGGAAACAGACCCAUCCGUCGAUCAGUGGAGACUUAGAAUCACAAAAAAAUUGAUUCCAAACCCGACCACGCACUAAUUCUUUCAUCCUUUUUAAUGGUAGAUGAUAUAACGUCACUCAAACCAAAACAAGAUAAAGAGACUGCUGAUAAAGAGAUGCCUCAUGUGUCCCACGUACAAUAGCAUUAAAUAUGUCAUCGUUCAGCGAUCUGGUUAAUUAUGACAUUUCUUGAUGAGUAUUAUUGAUAGAAGCCACAAUUGAUUAAGUACCUUCAACACAGCAAAAUCGAGGUGUUAUGGUAACACCAAAAAAGUGUAAAUUUUUGCAGCUGUGUGAAGACCAAAUAGGUGUUCAGUUAACACUACUGUCGUGUAUAUUUACACCAAAAUGGUGUAAAUAUGACCUACAUACGAUCCUGAAUGCGUUUAAAAACACCUUUGCAGUGUGACAGCAACACUGACCUAGUGUAUAUUUUCUCUAUAUUGGUGUUUAGUAACACCAAAAUUGAGUUAACGUAAACCAAUUUGGUGUUAAAAUACACCAAAAAUAUGUCUCCUUUACACUGUUCUGGUGUUUUUGUUACACUGAAAAAGGGUAAUGAUGACACUGAAUAUGUGUAAAACCCAUUGCAGCUGUGUGCACACCAAAGUCAGGUAAAUUUACACUACUGAGAAUUUUACACUGUAUUAGUGUAGAUCAACACUUCCAAUUGUGUUAUGACACACCGUCUGAGUGCUGAGCCAACACUAUUUGUAACUCAUAAAGAAGUCUUAAAAGUAGACAAAGUAACAGCUACGACAACAACCUGUAAGUUUACUCCCAUUUAAUUGCUUUACCUAGUAAUAAAAACUUUGUUCUCUUCAGAAUUCAGUAAAACAGCAUGAAUUAAAACAAGUGUUAAGAGGCUGUCUCAGUAAAAACCGCCCACUCAAUUUCGUGUGAAAAAUAAUUUUGCCUGAAACUCCGGCGAGUGAAAGGCUUUAUCGAGACUAUAACUAAAAUAGGUUUGCUUUGAUUCACAAUAAUUUUCUGGCCGCGCUGGGGAGCGCCGAGUAUUUUGUCCCGCCAGGGCUAUUUUGCACGUCUUGAAAACUGAAAAUUUGGCGUUUUUUGCGGCGCUGUAAAAUGUUUGAUUUGCACCAUCUACCAAUGAAUUUUAUACCUAUUUAUAGGUAAACAUCUCUAGUUUUUCCUGAAAGUAAUAGUUAUCCGCUAAAUUUAGCUGGAAAGACGAAAUCAAGCAAAAUAUGACCCCAACUAAUUGCCUUGGAGCGAAUGGCCAAAAAUGACCCUGUUUUAAAAGCUAAUUUCUGACUUUUGGGACAUAGUUGAAAGCUCUAGACUAAAUAGACGCAAAGAUAGACCACCUGUUAUUAAUAAUAUACAAAACCCCAUGUACGUUUUCAGUAUUUUAAAAGUUAUGACCGUUUGUAACAACGCGUAUGCGAGCUAAUACGAUAUUUUCAGAUUUAGCAUAACAGAUCUAUCUCAAGCAGAUUUUGUCAAAAGUACGGCUUACCUGAUUCAUUACUGGCACUGACUCACAAAUUGAGACAUAUUCCAAUCCCUGAGAUGCCGGACUCCAUAAAAUUCCAGUAAGAUGUGCUUUAGAAACUGCUGGUAUGCGGCCAUUUUUGAAUCCCAAGCUAACAAUCCGAAGAUCAAAACAGGUGAAACUGUGUCACGUUUCGAGCUAAAUAGCUCGGUAAAACAACCGUUCAGAGGUGAAAGUUUGCUCGAGAAUCAGAAAAUUAACUGGAAAGGUCUCAUUUUGGAUCAGAAAAUUGAGAUUUCAGAGCUACAACCUCGAAUAAACCUUCUAUUCAACCGGCUCUGCAAGGUCAAAUGCAGGUUGACACGUAAACCGGAAAUGUUGAAACGCGGAAAUACGGAAAACCGGAAAACCGGAAAUACAGAAAUCCGGAUCAUCCGGAAAUCGGCAAAUCUGAAAUCAAUCAGGAGUCGAAGGCAAUCCCAAAAAUUAGAGACAGCUGCAUUCGUUUAGGGCUUCUUUUCGACGUUGAGACACGUAAAAGGUAAAUCCUUCCAAAAGGCGUAGCUGUUUGAUUUUCACUGAAACGCAGUUCCACGAUCGAUUGCGUUUGGCAAAUAGGCUCCAUAAGAAACAGUAAAUAUCAUUAACCGGUUAUAUACAAACAUUCUAUGUGCGCUAACAUAUCACACUUGUGACUAAUACUUUACAGAAGUUGGCUAUAUAUCGAAAAUGAAUGUGUCGAGAUCUAGGAAACCGAGCCAGCUCGGUUGUCUGGGCUUAUUAGUAUAGAGGCUCUUGAAAAUCGUUUGUUAAGAGCGGAUAAUAGUCCCGGCCGGUGAGUAAGUUUUUAAGAAACCGAUCAUUACUUAGAGGGGGUUAGGGAAGGCUUGAGUGAAUGGGAGAAAGCCUUCUUCACGGUGUACUGAUCCUCUUUCUGAAUCUUCUCCCGUCCCUUUGACUAUUUUUACAACAGGAACUAGAUUUUCCUCCUCCGUCUCCUCCAAAACUUUACCUAAUUCAUUACUGGCACUGACUAAAAAAUUGACCAUUACUUCAUUCAAACUGCUUUUGAAACUGCUGGUAUGCGGCCAUAUUUGAAUCCCAUGCUGAAACUACCAUAAAAUUCCGAAAAUAAGCCCCUCCAUGUACAAGCCCCCCUAACUCGUAACACAAAAAACCCUCCGUGAAAUCGCCCCAUUCGAAAAUAAGCCCCCCGGGGGCUUAUACUUGGAAAAUUGCCCUCAAAUACAAAGUAAAGCAAAGCAAAAACUGUUAAUUUCCUUCCAACUUUAUGCUAACCCAAUCGAUUUUGAAACGCAAAUUCCCCUCCGUACAUAAGCCCCUCCGAAGCCCGUCCAAAAAUAAACCCCUCAAAAAGGGCCUUUGAAAAAUAUAAGACCCGAGGCUUAUUUUCGGAGUUUUACGGUAUGUCACGUUUCGAGAUAAAUAGCUGGGUAAGAAAGAAAAUAACAGAAAUGUCCGGAGGUGAGACUUGUCCGAGAAUCAAAACAUCAGCUAAGCAGAUUUCGUUUUGGGUCAGAAAACCCAAAUUUAUCGACAAAUGUAGGAUUAUUUUUUCGACCAUUUAAUGGUGUUUUGUAGCUAAUCCUAAAACAAAGUUGCAUCGGAUUUUUGGUCUACAAAAAGGGUCGCCCUUAGGACUUGCCACUAGUUUCACCAUCCGGUGUAAAUGUUGGUGUUCAGGUCUAAACACGCAUACAGAAUUAAUUAAUUCCUUUCUUAAAGCUACUCUAGAUUAAAUCAUGGGAGUUUCUUGCAACCAUACCAAAUGACUUUCCUCUGCUCUCCUCGCGUUAUCCGCUGUCCAAGUUAUCCGUGAAUCAAAAGAUGACUCAGUUAAGAUGGAGUUCUUGGUUCAAUAAUUUUUUGAGAAUUUCUGGAUGAUUCUUCGAAUCGUUUUAAUGUAUAAAAAUUAGGGAGGAUGUGAAAAAUGUUGGAAAAUAUUGGAUUUGGGGGUUGUUAGAAAUUAAAAUAUGAAGUGAAUAAUCAGAAGAAAAAUUAAUACCAGAGACUCCAACAAGGAGUGCCUCUGAUCCCAUUAGCGGAAUAACUGCUUUAUGUGCAUACCUUUUCUACUCUUAUUUAUUUCUUUCCCAAAUCACCAUCAUUUCCCCCGAAAAAACAACCAGAAUGCCCCAUUAACAAGCGAUUUUGAAGGACCCUCUAUACUAAUGAAGCCAGACAACCGAGCUGGCUUGGUUUCCUAGACCUCGACACACUCAGUCUCGAUAUAUAUCAAACUUCUGUAAAGUAUUAGUCACAAGUGUGAUAUGCUAGUGCACAUAGAAUGUUUGUAGCCUAUUUGCCAAACGCAAUCGAUCGUGGAACUGCGUUUCAGUGAAAAUCAAACAGCUACGCCUUUUGGAAGGAUUUACCUUUUACGUGUCUCAACGUCGAAAAGAAGCCCUAAACGAAUGCAGCUGUCUCUAAUUUUUGGGAUUGCCUUCGACUCCUGAUUGAUUUCAGAUUUGCCGAUUUCCGGAUGAUCCGGAUUUCUGUAUUUCCGGUUUUCCGGUUUUCCGUAUUUCCGCGUUUCAACAUUUCCGGUUUACGUGUCAACCUGCAUUUGACCUUGCAGAGCCGGUUGAAUAGAAGGUUUAUUCGAGGUUGUAGCUCUGAAAUCUCAAUUUUCUGAUCCAAAAUGAGACCUUUCCAGUUAAUUUUCUGAUUCUCGAGCAAACUUUCACCUCUGAACGGUUGUUUUACCGAGCUAUUUAGCUCGAAACGUGACACAGUUUCACCUGUUUUGAUCUUCGGAUUGUUAGCUUGGGAUUCAAAAAUGGCCGCAUACCAGCAGUUUCUAAAGCACAUCUCACUGGAAUUUUAUGGAGUCCGGCAUCUCAGGGAUUGGAAUAUGUCUCAAUUUGUGAGUCAGUGCCAGUAAUGAAUCAGGUAAGCCGUACUUUUGAACAAAAUCUGCUUGAGAUAGAUCUGUUAUGCUAAAUCUGAAAAUAUCGUAUUAGCUCGCAUACGCGUUGUUACAAACGGUCAUAACUUUUAAAAUACUGAAAACGUACAUGGGGUUUUGUAUAUUAUUAAUAAUAGGUGGUCUAUCUUUGCGUCUAUUUAGUCUAGAGCUUUCAACUAUGUCCCAAAAGUCAGAAAUUAGCUUUUAAAACAGGGUCAUUUUUGGCCAUUCGCUCCAAGGCAAUUAGUUGGGGUCAUAUUUUGCUUGAUUUCGUCUUUCCAGCUAAAUUUAGCGGAUAACUAUUACUUUCAGGAAAAACUAGAGAUGUUUACCUAUAAAUAGGUAUAAAAUUCAUUGGUAGAUGGUGCAAAUCAAACAUUUUACAGCGCCGCAAAAAAUGCCAAAUUUUCAGUUUUCAAGACGUGCAAAUGGCCGUGGGGGGACAAAAUACUCGGCGCCCCCAAGCGCUUCCAGGAAAUUAUUGUGAACCAAAGCAAACCUAUUUUCGUUAUAGUCUCGAUAAAGCCUUUCACUCGCCAGAGUUUCAGGCAAAAUUAUUUUUCACGCGAAAUUGAGUGGGCGGUUUUUACUGAGACAGCCUCUUAAAAACUAAGAGGGCUGUACACCGUAGGUCUUUCUUUUCUAAGACUUUUUAGGGAGGUUAAUACGACAAUGACGGCGACGAAAAUGUUACGAAAAAAGCAAUAGAUUUAUAUUAGCAAAACAACAUCUUUGCACGUGCAUCACACAUUUUUGCUUAUUUUCUUGCCGUUGUUGCACGACUACGACAUUUAACUACCUAAUUUCACCAGUUUUGCGGAGGAUGAGAGCACACUGCAUGAGAGAACGAUUUUCUCAUGCAACCUUUUUUUAAAAAUUCAAAUAUUAAUAUAGUCCUAUACCGAACUACAGAAGCCGGAGAGAUGAAAUUUGAAGCAACGUGGAUCUACUUUUUAAGAGACGUUUUUGUCACCGUCGUUGUCGUCGUUAGGCUUAGCUAUUGAUGUGAAAGGCAGAUUACACAACAAGUCGUGCAGAUUUAAUUUUAGUUUGCUUUAAUUACGAGCUUAGAACUGAUUCAGUUCAUUCAUGAGCUGUAAUAUCUUAGUUGGUAUAGUUUAACAUUGUCCAUUCAAAACUUCUCUCUGGGACAAAUGAAUACGAGUGUCUGCACUCUUCCGGAUAUUCUAUAUUACGCACAACAUAUAUUAGAGUGAGCAAGGCGCUGGUAUGUCCUCCAUUAACCUUUAGAGGGAGAUUCCUUUCCCCACUCAGGUAUAUAUCAUCUGGGGCUUGCAGUUGCCCCUCAAAGAUGAUGAAGUGCGUCAUUCCCUCCUUGCUGUUCUCGGCAACUUUAUUUGCAUCAACACCAUUCUAUAAAGAGGAAAAAGAGGCAAAAGAACACUUUCAAUAAAUGUGUUUUCUCAACUGCAGCAUAAUAAAAGUCAAUAAAUAUUGAAAUGGAAAGUUUCGUAUGUUCAUCCAAUUCUUCAGAUGGCCCGAACCUAUUUAUAUGCACGUUGGGUAUGUUUUUGAAUCGCGUUUUUCAUUUUUGGCAUCCUUAAUAAAGAAUAGUGCAAAUUUAAGAAAAUGUUGUCUAUUUUUGUGUAGGUUUAACACUGUUUGAGAUAUCAGCUUAUGUUUAAAACCGAAUUUUUACAAAAACUGUCCAAAACAUCAUAGAAAUCGGUUGAAUUGUUCCUGCCGAAAAACGAAUUAGGAUUGUAGUACAAGCAUGAAAGGUUUAGCCUGAUUAAAUGAGGAAAUAAUGUUUGCCUCAUGCUCAACUUAAUUCUGUUUAAAGGGACUCCUUGAUGAAUUGUUUCACUGCAACAGGCAUUUCUCGAUAAAAGGCAAGUUACUUUUCCAAACUUUCCUUCCCAAAGGGUUAUUAAGUUUUUGGAAUCACUGUCCAUAUUCACAUGUACUUUCUGUUCCCGUGGAAUCUCUAGGAAUGAGUUUGUUACUGCCACAGCACUAUCUGAAGAAUUGAUUGACUUUGUUUUAUUUUUCAUCUGCAAAUGAAGCAAUCUUUCUUUUUAACGUUCUGUUUGACGCCACAGUUGGUGAAACUUCUCUUGAUUUUUUUUUUUGACAUAAGACAGUUUUUCUUCGGUUGUCUGUCUUUUCUUUUUUUCUUGAACUAGCUCUUCAUGAGCGUUUUUCUUUAUUUGUUUUAUUUGUUUUUAUUCUUCGUUUAUUUUGAGCUCGUCUCUGACGCCUUUUUGCCCCAUCAGAUCUUUUCCAACUAAAAAAAAAAAUGCCGCAAAUAAUAAAAAUUUGUUCAAAGGGGGUGGAAGCAUUACUGUGAGUGUAUUUCCUUUUUCUUAGUCUUUCUUCCGUCCUUUCUUUCUUUUUUGUUUUUCUAUCCUUCUUAAGUUUUUCUGAUAAUUUUAGAUAACUAUAAUUAUUACCAGCUAUCAGUUCAUCAUGUUCCAAGUAAUGAGCGGGCUGGCCUCUCAACUUUGGAGCUAGUUAAAAGCGGAAAAUCCAACUUUACAUAGCUAUGGAAACCCACAACAUGAUGAAUUGAAAGAUAAAGAUAAGUUGUUUGGGAAUAUAUAUAAUUGAGAACCUUACAGACAUAUUUUAAUAAUACUUUUUGCAGCCUCGAUUAUUGUAUCACUGAACAGAACUUUACAGUUUUUGGUCUCAGGCACUUUUAUCGAAAAAGGCAGUAUUGAAGUAUCAUUGGUAAAAUGAAUAGGAUGGCUGAAAAUAAUAUUUUUCAUUACAGGUAUCUCUUGUGAAUGAUUGAAAAUGUUUAUACGUUCUUUUACAUUGUAUAUGGACAGCACACAUUGGCAAAUUGUGUAGGUGUAACAUGAAAUAGGUAAUGAUGUGUUUAGAAUUUGCUUACUAAUCCAAAACCUCGUUCCCAGGAUUCUCUCCUAACCGCUCCGUAUAGGUUGACUAAUGCAUUGUAACUGAGUCUUCUUUCUUCCACUGAACCUAAUUUCCCACCCACCCUACCUAAGAAAUAUGUCAGUAUUAACUUGUCUAUGUUGCAAGCUUAUCAUUGCUAGUAAAUUCCCUAUAUAUAAUAUUGUCUCUUUUGUUAUUAUAGUUUGGAUUUUCCAUAAUUGACCGGAUUGCAGGAAAAAAAGCUUACAAUAUAGAACCACAUGGACAAAAUUUGCAAAUCCCUCCCCUUCUACUCCCCUACCCGUUUUCAUAUAGAAUGAAAUGAUGUUUGUGACAGUCACUGGCCCUUUGGAAGUGUAAAUAGGUUCUCACCUCUUUUUAUCAACUGUUAGGGCGCUAGAUGCCUCGCCAACUGUUUCAGCAUUAACGGCUUCUUGUACAGGUCGCGCUUGGGUAGACACUUCGUGAAUUAUCCGAACUUCAGUGCUUUUAUCAAGUCAAGUUUUCGUACCUUGUGAAGAAGAUUAGCGAGAACGCCAGCAGGGGGCACGAGGGUCUUCAGGGUCUCCCAUGCACAACCGAACCUGUUCAGCUUUGGAAGUUAAAAAGUAAAGAGUUAAGAAAGGAAAAUUAAAGUUUUUAAAGCUAAACUUUCAGGCCUUAAUUAAUAUAAUGCGAAGUAAAAACGUCAACGUGUUCCGUUAUUUCGCGCCAAAAGUGCAUUUUCAGUUGGGAACUUUUGUUAGAUGGGGAAUCAAAAGAAAGAUGUAUCAGAACACCGUUUUACGAAUUGUAGGUUCGUGUCACAGUAUAUGACGGUUUUUUUCUUUUAAAAGCAGAACAUAUUAUUUAGUUAGGACAGGCCAUUACCUUACCAUAAAAAUUAUCGGCAAAUGCCUGAAUACCCCUCCUUCUUCAUCCACUCUUGAACAUCUUCGCAAAUAAAGAUAAGUGAAGCCAGGUUUUACCCUUAAAACAGGCAGACUAAAUAAUUUAACUCUUCCGUGCAGAAUCUACAGACGGUGAAAUGGACAGCUACUGCUUCGCUGUGCGUGAAUAUAUGAACAGCACGUAACGUUGAACAAGAUACGAAACCUUUCCGCUAUUCUCUGAUUGGACAAAACAUUACUUGAUAAGUACCGUCUUGAAAGGAAUGUUGACAAUGCGACCAAAGGGAUUAAUGAAACCGUGAGAACGUUUUAGGACUGAGUUGUGAUUGGUCGUAUCCGCACACAAAACAUUCCGAUGUUGUUUCGCUUGCCGACGUUGAUAGACGCGUUUCAAUAAAACUUACAAGAUCACUUUCGUGAGCCUCACGCAGCAUACAAAUAUAAAAAUGACUGGUGUUAAGCAAAUGCGAUGUUUUCGUGAUGUUUCGAAGGUUAACUUGCUUAUAAGACAAAUGCCGUCUUUUUAGAACAUUUUAAUUUUGCACAAUUAUCUUUGUUUUCACCUUUCAGGCGUAUAAACACUGAAAGCACGUGCUUUCAAUUAGUCACGGAAAGCACGUGGGGCCUGGUAGUAGAUGCUCGUGUCACGGUGUGUGUGUGUGUGUAUGUUUUUUUUUUUUUUUUUUUUUAGGGUUCUCUGCCCAUAAUAAAGUACGUGAGGAUAAUUUUCAUUAUUAGAUCAGUCAAUUUUUGAAGAAAAGGAAAUUACAUCAUCCUUAAUAAAGGAUUCACAUAACUUUUAGCACCAAGAAGUAUAACUACUUUCAUUGCUGAGCACUGCCACACAUCUCAUAUUUUUUGAAAAGCCGCAUAGACCUAUUCGGUCUAUUCACGUGAGCAGGGUGGUUAGUUUAAACAUUUCUGACCUGGGAUAUGCAAUUGAUAAUUUCCGAUUAAACUCCGUGUUAGUGUUUUGAUACACGAUUUGGUGUAAAAUAACACACCAGUUGUGUUAAGUUCUUGCAAGAUUUCUGAAACACAGACGUAGUGUAACUUUACACCGCCAACGUGUGCCACAUUUCUUGAUUACACCAUUUUAGUGUUUUCAUACACUGAAUUGGUGUAUCUUUUAAGAAACACUCGGCAAGUGUUAUGAUAACACUAAUUCAGUGUCAAUGUAUAUCUCCCUUGGUGUUAAUUUACAACCUCGAAUUUGCUGUGUAUAAAAUCAAAUUCUAUUUAUAAAUUUAUUGAAAAGAGUCUUAUUUCCAGUCAAAUUUUUAUUUCCUCUCUGAAAAAAAAAACCAGAUCAAAUCUCUCCAAUAAAAAGAGUUUAUUAGACCCAACCUACAUAUUAAUCAAAACCGAGUUGAAAAGCAGACGUAAAACACUGACCUCCAUCUUUAUGAAAUCAAUUUCUUUUUCCCGAUCUCUUUUAUACAAAGCUUUUCCUGAGCCGAGUGAGUUUCUUCUUUUCGCUGAUGCUUCAUACGGAAAAAUUAUGAAAGUUUCUCUUCAUGCUCCUGGAUCACUCACCGCUUUACCCUUGUCAAGCAGUAUCAAACGCCCGGUGGCCAUUGGCUACGACGUUUUAGAGGAUAGAGUAUACUGGACGGAUGUGACAAGAAAGACCAUUUCUCGUUCUUUCAUGAAUGGCUCUAUGUUUGAGGUACUGUUUCGCCAAAACGUCCAGAUACCAGAUGGAUUGGCUGUGGACAUUGUAGGAAGGAAUCUCUACUGGACCGAUACAGGAAGUGACAAGCUGGAAGUAUCUAAACUAGACGGUUCCUAUCGUAGAGCUCUCAUAACAAGUGGCCUAGGCCAACCGAGGGAUAUUAUACUGGAUGUUAGUAAGGGGUCAGUGGUUUAAAUAGGUAUAAAAAGCAACAAAACUUACUAAUAAGUCGACUGAAAUAUAUAUAUAACUGCUCACAAUAAAGGCAACGAAAGAUGGGUAGCUGUCGCAUUUUAGUUAAGAAUGAUUGAUGAAUACUGGUUCAAAAGUUGUUCAAGGUGUUAUAUUUCUGGGCAUAAUGACAUUGAUUGUAAACGUUUGCAAUGAAGAGGGCUAAAAACUAAACAUGAUUUAACGGUACUCAGACGGGGGUGGCUUUUGAGCUCUCCUUUGCUAAAAAGUUGAAUAACUUCAAAGCUUUUUAGGCUAUGGCCAAUAAACUUGGCGACUUUGCCUAAAAGUAUCUGGGAACAUUUUAAAAAGUCGCCGUGCCGUGUAUGUCAACAUUGACAUAACUAUGGCAACCGAGUUUUGACAGCCAUUGUUUUGAAUUUGCUUUUUUCCUACAAAAAGGGUUACUUUCUAGUUAAUCAUUAAAUUAUAGCUUUUAAAUUAAUUUAGCAAUAUUAUGUCCAAUUGAAUAUGAAUGCUAGUGAAAUCCAGGCUUUUUAAUGACUGAAUUGGGAAAAGAAAGAUGAAUUUAAAAGGGCCAAAUGGCAGUUGCUGGAAAAUAUUUUUCGCUUCAUAAACAUUCUGAUAUAGAUCAAUUUUUUCAUACCGAUUACCUCGAUUUCUUCGGGAUUGAAGUAAAAUUGAAUACAUUUAUGUAAAUUCAAAAUGGAGGAUCCAUGAUGGCGGGCGAUUCCAGUUUCUUCUUCAAAGAUAAACGACGUCAUUAUGACAUCACCGCUGUGGUUAUAGGUCAUUAAUGCGUUAGCUAACUAAUUUUGUCGUACACCUUACUAUUUAAGUUUUUUUCGCUUUGAAGGGAAUAAUUGAUGGCAUUUGGAUUCUACCAAUAAAUUCAACAUAAAGACGUCAUAAUGACGUCAAAUUACAUUAUUCUGUCAAUCAUGUCAUUCCUAGAAGUUGAAAAUGAUAAAUACAUUAUUAUGUGCAAUUUUGGUGGCCGUAAUAUGAGCGGUUUUGAAGUCAUAGGGGGCCCUUCCAAACGCCGUCUGAAUAAUUCACCCGGGUUAAGUGUUUGUCACCGUAAAAGUGGACGCAACGUCGUCAGGUUGCAUUGCAAAAACCAAGAGUGUUUUAAAAAAAAAAAAAACGACAUCAAAUGACCGAGAAGGGUUGUAAGGUCUAGAAGAUAGGAGAAAAUCCUUACAGUGUUACUUAUUUUGCAUUUGAUAGAAUCAUGUAUUGGACUGAUUGGGGUUACCACCCAAAGAUUGAAAGGGCGGACAUGUCAGGAAAGCAGCGGGUUGCUCUCGUAAACUCACGUCUGUCGUGGCCAAACGGUCUAACGCUUGACACAGACAAAAACCGUUUGUAUUGGGUGGAUGCUAGAUUUGACAAGCUGGAAUACUUACACCUGAGUACGAACAUCAGGGUGACCUUCAUAUCUUCUUCAGCAACCCUGCCUCAUCCUUUCGGGUUAACACUUGUUGGAGAUUACUUGUACUGGACUGACUGGAGAAAUUACGCUGUUUAUAGAGCCAACAAAAACAAUGCAGAUGUCAGUGUAUUUGUCACAGGUAUUGGGAAGCCUAUGGACUUACAUGGAUAUAAUCUCAGUGAAGAAACCACGCCAGGUAAAGAGAAGGCGUUUUCUACAAUAAAAAAAGAAACGUUUAUGUUGUUGAUACUUCCUUGAAGCGGAAUUUUCAGUGUAAAAAAAAUUGCAGCGAUAAUAACUCAAACGUUAGCAAAUGUUUAGAAAAUGUGUAUGACCACAGUUUAUUAAGAAUAAAAAGACGGAAACGAGAAAAAUUACAUUAGAAGCAGACAGGUGAUCCUUUUGAUUUGCUACCACAAUCAAAGCCUUUGAUUUGCUAAACAUCCUGCAGAGAACUCAGACAUUUUUUCUGUUUUAUUAUGUCGACUUUUUUUUGGCGAAUAAAUAAACUAAAACUAAUAAAACAUCAUUGCGAUAAUUUGACAAAAAUAUAUUCAUAUCGCAUUAAAAAAAAAAGCCUUAAAAAUAUAUUUUAGACAUCAUAACCCUUUAUUCGUUGCAAAGGUAAUUCGGCACCAGCGCAGCUUACGAGUGCCAUUCCUUGGACUCUAAUUAUAAAUACUGAAUUUGAUUUCACAUUCAUCUUCACAUUUAGACAUUUACUUGCCACCACUUACUUGCAACUUAUUGGCUCAUUGCGUGUUUCACUAUUGACGGCAUGUUUUAAGUUAUGGUUCAAUUGUUCUUGCUUUUAUUUAUGUGUCUUGCUCUAUCCGUUUACAGUCACAGACCAGUGCAAAUACAAUAAUGGCGGAUGUAGUCAACUUUGUUUGCUUACACCAUCUGGAAGAGCGUGCACUUGUUCAGAAGGCCUCAUUCUAGAUGAUGACGGAAGAACUUGUAAAGGUAUGAUGAAUUACGACCAGGGAGGCAUAACCUUUCCUGUGUGGAAUUUCAAGAACAAAACAACUUCCACCAGCUUCCCAUUCUUCUAGGAAACAGACCCAUCCGUCGAUCAGUGGAGACUUAGAAUCACAAUAAAUUGAUUCCAAACCCGUCCACGCACUGAUUCUUUCGUCCUUUUAAUUGCUAGAUGAUAUAACGUCUCUCAAACCAAAACAAGAUCAAGAGACUGCUGAUAAAGAGAUGCCUCAUGUGUCCCACGUACAAUAGCAUUGAAUAUGUCAUCGUUCAGCGAUCUGGUUAAUUAUGACAUUUCUUGAUGAGUAUUAUUGAUAGAAGCCACAAUUGACUAAGUACCUUCAAUAUAAAAUCAAAUUCUAUUUAUAAAUUUAUUGAAAAGAGUCUUAUUUCCAGUCAAAUUUUUAUUUCUUCUCUGAAAAAAACCAAAUCAAAUCUCUCCAAUAAAAAGAGUUAAUUAGACCCAACCUACAUAUUAAUCAAAACCGAGUUGAAAAGCAGACGUAAAACACUGACCUCCAUCUUUAUGAAAUCAAUUUCUUUUUCCCGAUCUCUUUUAUACAAAGCUUUUCCUGAGCCGAGUGAGUUUCUUCUGUUCGCUGAUGCUUCAUACGGAAAAAUUAAGAAAGUUUCUCCUCAUGUUCCUGGAUCACUUACCGCUUUACCGUUGUCAAGCAGUAUCAAACGCCCGGUGGCCAUUGGCUACGACGUUUUAGAGGAUAGAGUAUACUGGACGGAUGUGACAAGGAAGACCAUUUCUCGUUCUUUCAUGAAUGGCUCUAUGUUUGAGGUACUGUUUCGCCAAAACGUCCAGAUACCAGAUGGAUUGGCUGUGGACAUUGUAGGAAGGAAUCUCUACUGGACUGAUACAGGAAGUGACAAGCUGGAAGUAUCCAAACUAGACGGUUCCUAUCGUAGAGCUCUCAUAACAAGUGGCCUAGGCGAACCGAGGGAUAUUAUACUGGAUGUUAGUAAGGGGUCAGUACUUUAA